GAUACACAGAUGGGGAGGAGCCUGGGGGCAUAUGGGGUCCAGCCUGCAGAGAGCUGGAGGGGAGGGCCCAGCUGGACCCCUCCCUUGGCUCACAUCUGCCCCUCCCCUGCAGGCCACGACAUCAAUGGUGCCCUGGAGCCCUCCAACAUCGACACCAGCAUCCUGGAGGAGUACAUCAGCAAGGAGGAUGCCUCUGACCUCUGCUUCCCCGACAUCUCUGCUCCAGCCAGUGCGGCCUCCUACCCCCACGGGCAGCCGGCCAUCCCGGGCUCCAGCGGGGGCCACCACCUGAGCCCCUCUGGGGGCGGACCCUCCCCGGGGCGCCACGGCCCCCUCCCCGCCCCGAGCUACAGCGCCCCCCUCAACUGCAACAACAACAAUGCCAUGGGCACUGCUCCCAAGCCCUUUCUGGGGGGCUCUGGCCCCCCCAUCAAGGCAGAGCCCAAGGCUCCCUAUGCCCCAGGCACACUGCCGGACUCUCCCCCAGACUCGGGCUCCGAGGCCUACUCCCCCCAGCAGGUGAAUGACCCCCAUCUCCUGCGCACCAUUACCCCUGAGUCCCUGUGCCACGUGGGAGUGCCCUCCCGCCUGGAGCACCCACCUCCACCUCCAGCCCACCUACCAGGCCCUCCGCCGCCCCCGCCACCCCCGCCUCACUACCCUGUCCUGCAGCGGGACCUGUACAUGAAGGCUGAGCCCCCGAUGCCCCCCUACGCUGCCAUGGGGCAGGGGCUGGUGCCCACGGAUCUCCACCACACACAGCAGUCCCAGAUGCUACACCAGCUGUUGAAUCAGCACGGAGCUGAGCUCCCCACACACCCCUCCAAGAAGAGGAAGCACUCCGAAUCACCUCCCAACACCCUUAAUGCCCAGAUGCUGAAUGGAAUGAUCAAACAGGAGCCCGGGACCGCGACGACCCUGCCCCCGCACCCAGCUCGAGCCCCUUCCCCACCCUGGCCUCCCCAGGGCCCACUCUCCCCCGGCCCCGGCUCCUUGCCCCUCAGCAUCGCCCGGGUCCAGACGCCACCUUGGCACCCACCGGGUGCACCCUCACCAGGUCUCCUGCAGGACAAUGAUAGCCUUAGUGGCUCCUACCUGGAUCCCAACUACCAAUCCAUCAAGUGGCAACCACAUCAGCAGAACAAGUGGGCAACGCUGUACGACGCAAACUACAAGGAGCUGCCCAUGCUCACCUACCGCGUGGACGCUGACAAGGGCUUCAACUUUUCGGUGGGCGACGACGCCUUCGUGUGCCAGAAGAAGAACCACUUUCAGGUGACAGUCUAUAUCGGCAUGCUGGGGGAGCCCAAGUACGUCAAGACGCCCGAAGGCCUCAAGCCCCUUGACUGCUUCUACCUGAAACUGCACGGAGUGAAGCUGGAGGCCCUGAACCAGUCCAUCAACAUUGAGCAGUCACAGUCCGACCGAAGCAAGCGGCCCUUUAACCCUGUCACGGUCAAUCUGCCUCCUGAGCAGGUCACGAAGGUGACUGUGGGGCGCUUGCACUUCAGCGAGACCACCGCCAACAACAUGCGGAAGAAGGGCAAACCUAACCCUGACCAGAGGUACUUCAUGCUGGUGGUGGCGCUCCAGGCCCAUGCACAGAACCAGAACUACACGCUGGCUGCCCAGAUCUCAGAGCGCAUCAUCGUGAGGGCCUCCAACCCAGGCCAGUUUGAGAGUGACAGCGACGUGCUGUGGCAGCGGGCGCAGGUGCCCGACACUGUCUUCCACCAUGGCCGCGUGGGCAUCAACACGGACCGACCCGACGAGGCGUUGGUCGUGCACGGCAAUGUCAAGGUCAUGGGCUCGCUCAUGCACCCCUCCGACCUGCGGGCCAAGGAGCACGUGCAGGAGGUGGACACCACGGAGCAGCUGAAGAGGAUCUCACGCAUGCGGCUGGUGCACUACAGAUACAAACCUGAGUUUGCAGCCACCGCAGGCAUCGAGGCCACGGCACCAGAGACGGGUGUCAUCGCCCAGGAGGUGAAGGAGAUCCUGCCUGAGGCCGUGAAGGACACUGGAGACGUGGUCUUUGCCAAUGGGAAAACCAUAGAGAACUUCUUGGUGGUGAACAAGGAGCGCAUCUUCAUGGAGAACGUGGGUGCCGUGAAGGAGCUGUGCAAGCUGACAGACAACCUGGAGACGCGCAUUGACGAGCUGGAGCGCUGGAGCCACAAGCUGGCCAAACUGCGGCGGCUGGACAGCCUCAAGUCCACUGGCAGCUCGGGUGCCUUCAGCCAUGCAGGGAGCCAGUUCAGCCGGGCGGGCAGCGUCCCCCACAAGAAGAGGCCCCCCAAGGUGGCCAGCAAGUCGUCAUCUGUGGUCCCAGACCAGGCCUGCAUCAGCCAGCGCUUCCUGCAGGGAACCAUCAUUGCCCUGGUGGUGGUCAUGGCCUUCAGCGUGGUGUCCAUGUCUACACUGUAUGUGCUGAGCCUGCGCACCGAGGAGGACCUGGUGGAAACCGAUGGGUCCAGCCAGAGCUUUGGGACCACUCAGCUCCGACAGUCCCCUGUGACCACCGGGCUGCCAGGCACACGGCCCUCUUUGCUGCUGGUUACCACCGGCCUGAGCAGCUCAGCCCCAGGUCCUGUCAUCCCCACUUUGGACCUGUGCUCCAGCCGCCCUUGUCCAGUCAUCUGCUGUUCCUCCUCCACCCCCAGCCCUACCCCUGCCCCUAGUCUUGGCUCCAGCUUUAACCCUGGCCGUGGCCUCAGCCCCAGUCCCAGCCCCUCCACCAACCGCUCAGGCCCCGGCCAGAUGGCCCUCCUACCAGUCACCAACAUCAGAGCCAAGUCCUGGGGCCUGUCGGCCAAUGGUAUUGGCCACUCCAAGCAUCCAAAGAGCUCAGAGCCUCUGGCCAGCCCUGAAGUCCCCUUCCCUGGAGGGCAGGGCAAAGCCAAGAACAGCCCCAGCCUUGGUCUCCACGGCCGGGCCCGCAGAGGGCUUCCCCAGCCCGGCCUGAGCCCUGCUCGGCCCACUCAGGCCCAGGGCCAGCCAGACCCAGUGCCCUCCCUGACCUCCAUCCAGGUGCUGGAGAACUCAAUGCCCAUCACUUCCCAGUACUGCGCUCCAGAGGAUGCCUGCAGGCCUGGAAACUUCACCUACCACAUCCCUGUCAGCAGCGGCACCCCGCUGCACCUCAGCCUGACUCUGCAGAUGAACUCUUCGUCUCCCGUGUCUGUGGUGCUGUGCAGCCUGAUGUCAAAGGAGCAGCCGUGUGAGGAGAGGGACUUUCCACAGAGCCUGCACACCUACCAGGACACCCAGGGCACGUCCCACCAGUGGCCAGUGACCAUCCUGUCUUUCCGAGAAUUCACCUACCACUUCCGGGUGGCACUGCUGGGUCAGGCCAACUGCAGCGUGGAGGCCCCGGUCCUGCCGGCCACAGACUACUAUUUCCACUUCUACCGCCUGUGUGACUGAGCUGCCCUCCCCAAGGCAGCACCACACCACGGCCCGGGUCCCCGGGCGCCCCUUCCACACUGGACGCGGUGGUGUUACACUGGAGCCGCUGCCCGCCAGCUCUCUGCUCACUGGCACCCCCUUGGAGAGACUGAACCGGGCCUGGCCCUCCCCACGACUGGUGAAACUGGAAGUCCUCACACUGGAGUUGCUGUCCCUGCCGGUCGCCCCUCCCACGUCGCGGAGGGAGCCAGAGGGACCUCCUGGGGCCAGGCCGGGACCAGUUCCUAUCUGUCCAGUUACGGUGGUUGGAGGGCCGGCCUCAGGUACCCUGGAGGCAAGGGUAAGCCUGUGACUGUCCAGAGCCUACCUCCCCCCCCCCCCUUUUGGGGCUGGGGGCCCCCCCCCCUCUUUUGGAGAGGGGCCCUGCUGACUUUGCUAUCAGCUGGGGACUUGGACGGAGCCCUAAAAGACUCGGCUGGAUCCAUGAGUCGGUGGAGAGUAUGCCGCCAUCACCCUCACAGCUGCUCCCUGCGGGGGCGGCGAGGUGGUAGACUUUUUGGGGUUUGACUGUUACGCUGGACUUGGGACUUUUAAGCUUUAAGUGUGGCCCAGGAGGUCUCUUCUCCCUGGGAACACGGGCUCCCAAGAGCUCCCAGGGCAGCGGGAGCCAGCCCUGGAUGGGCUGGAAAGACUGACCAUGUGCCUUAUGUACAUUUCGUGCCCAGCUGAACCAGUGAGGGAGGUGGGGCGGUGGGCGAGGUAAGCCCCGGACCCUUGAACCUGGAGUAUCCUGAAGUUCCCUGUGGGGGGGCGCC
Messenger RNA from Panthera uncia (snow leopard), 4223 nucleotides. It is a transcript of the gene MYRF, whose product is annotated as myelin regulatory factor. Lineage: Eukaryota; Metazoa; Chordata; Mammalia; Carnivora; Felidae. Gene Ontology annotation, biological process: central nervous system myelin maintenance; positive regulation of DNA-templated transcription; protein autoprocessing. Gene Ontology annotation, cellular component: nucleus; endoplasmic reticulum membrane. The record is from RefSeq and is a predicted model, not a curated record. Gene Ontology annotation, molecular function: DNA-binding transcription factor activity; sequence-specific DNA binding.